CAUGUAUAUGGUUAUCUUACAUCAGUUCCUCGUGUUCAUAGGGGUAGCCCUCUCCAUCACCGCCUUCCCUGUCCUCGCACGCAUCUUAGCAGAGCUCAAACUGCUCACCACACGCAUAGGCGAGACGGCAAUGGCUGCAGCAGCCUUCAACGACGUGGCUGCAUGGAUUCUGCUGGCCUUGGCCGUGGCCUUAGCAGGUGGGAACCUUAAAGGCCCUCUAGUCUCCAUUUGGGUUCUCAUUUCCGGCGUGGCUUUUGUUGCUUUUAUGUUCAUUCUGGUCCGUCCUUUGAUGACUUGGGUUGCUAACCGCUGCUCAUCUCAAAUGGAGGACGAAGCUUAUCUAUGCUUCACCCUAGCCGGGGUCAUGUUGUCCGGGUUCAUGACUGACCUAAUCGGUGUCCAUGCCAUCUUUGGGGCAUUUAUUUUUGGAUUAACCAUUCCGAAAGGGGGUGAAUUUGCAGCCAAACUGACUAAAAGGAUCGAGGAUUUUGUGUCUGGUUUGCUUCUCCCUCUCUACUUUGCCUCGAGUGGUUUGAAGACUGACGUUACUAAAAUACGUGGGAUCAAGGCAUGGGGUCUUUUGGCUUUGGUUAUAUCAGUUUCUUGCACUGGAAAAAUUUUGGGAACGUUUUUGGUUGCAAUGAUGAGUAUGAUACCAGUGAGGGAGUCAUUAGCUCUAGGUGUACUGAUGAAUACUAAAGGAUUGGUGGAGCUUGUUGUUCUGAAUAUUGGCAAGGAGAAAAAGAUUCUAAACGACGAGAUGUUUGCUAUUUUUGUGCUGAUGGCACUUUUCACCACCUUCAUGACGACACCAAUAGUGAUGGCCAUUUACAAACCCUAUGUCGUUGCUUCCCAAUCUGAGAGUAGUUUAGAGAGACAGAAUUCUCCCAGCAAGAACCCGAAGAAAAAGAAGGAACUUCUAAUCCUUGCUUGUAUUCAUGGACCGGGAAGUGUACCCUCCCUUAUCAACCUCAUUGAGUCGACCGGAACCUCCUCCGAGAAUUCUCUUCUCAAAGUUUACGUGAUGCAUCUUGUUGAACUUACUGAUCGUUCAUCCUCCAUUAUGAUGGUACACAAAGUUCGGAAAAACGGCUUGCCCUUCAUCAACCGCUUUUGUCUAGGGGUGGCACGCCAUAUCGCCUCAGCAUUUGAAGCUUAUAGUCAAGUUGGUCAAGUCACCAUCCUUCACACAACAGCCAUCUCGGCUUUGCCUACGAUGUACGAGGAUAUUCUCCAUGUUGCGGAAGCCAAGACGGUGUCCAUCAUUAUCUUGCCUUUCAACAAACAGGGGAAUAAACAGGGUGAAGAGACGAUGGAUAAUUUAGAGCAUCGCUGGAGAGCAGUCAAUGAGAGAGUUCUAAAAUGUGCUAAUUGCUCAGUAGCAUUGUUCGUGGAUCGUGGACUCGGUGUUGGAGCUGGGAAGGGUGCAAAGACUACCAAUCUGAAGAGGGUGUGCAUUCUAUUCUUGGGUGGAACCGAUGACCGCAGGGCACUGCAGUAUGUUGCGGGAAUUGCAAAUCAGAGCGUUGUAGUUACCGUUGUGAGGUGUUUUGAGCACAGCAUUACUCCUCCAAGCUCCAUCACCAACCCCGACAGGGAUCUUGAUGAGACUGCAGUGGCAGAGUUUCGAAGGCAGAAUGGGUCGGUGGAAUUCAUAGAGAAGGUGGUAGUCGGCAACAUUAUAGAAACGGUGGCGGGCAUAGUUCAGGGCAGGGAAUACAACCUGGUGAUCGUGGGGAAGCAGCACCACCCUUCAACAAUUGUUGCAGAAUUGGCUCACAAUCAGCUGGAGCAUACCGAACUGGGACCAAUUGGAGACGCAUUAGCUUCAUCCUCACAUGGGAUUUCGUGCUCCGUGCUUGUGAUACAAACACCACAGAUUAGCAAAUGAAAUCUGGGGUUGAUUAUGUUGUAGCAGUCGCUCCAUAUGUAAAUUAGUUUGGCACUAGCUUUAUGUAUAAGUCCAGGCUUGUCAUUUCACCCAGUCACUCAUCAUGAUGGGAAAAUUACAAAUAAAUGAGUCUAAUCCACUUCUGUUA
Messenger RNA from Rosa chinensis, 2039 nucleotides. RefSeq names its product cation/H(+) antiporter 20. Gene Ontology annotation, cellular component: endomembrane system; membrane. The record is from RefSeq and is a predicted model, not a curated record. Gene Ontology annotation, molecular function: antiporter activity. Gene Ontology annotation, biological process: regulation of pH; proton transmembrane transport. NCBI's taxonomy places the organism in Eukaryota, Viridiplantae, Streptophyta, Magnoliopsida, Rosales, Rosaceae. The coding region runs from base 2 to 1891 and encodes 629 amino acids. The transcript has 2 exons.